AUUUAGUAAAAAAUACAAUUCUUAAGAUUUAGCAUAGUUUACAUAAGCAUGAAAACAAAAAAGAAAAUAUUGUUGCUGACGCCACAAACAAUAUUAACAUUGAAUAUAAGAGAAAUAUUUUAAUAGGUGAAUAUCAGCAUAACUAUAUAUAAUUCAUAUGGAUGUUGAUUGUUUGGAUCUUUCUAUUGAUGUUUAAGUCUAUAGUUGAUCAAUUUCUUUUGGCAUACGUGAAAACUGUAUGAGUGACUUCGAUAGAGCAAUUAAUUCUCAAGGAUUUCAUGUGGUGAUGAAUAGGUUUGGUAGUGGAAUCUAAGACUCACGCUUCGUUUUGAUAUAUUUGAUAGCGUUAACCCAUCUUUUAAUUUUACACUUAAGGAGGGACAGAGAACUAUUACGUCGUUUCUGAUGUCUAACGAACAAACAAAGUAGAUGGAAUACCAAAAAGAGGAACACACAGAAAGACUGCAGUAGAACAAUAUGCUCAUUUCCAUGGUACUGUACUAAUUAGAUAUAAUAGACUUCAACCGUAUCAUGUGUCAGGCAGACAAUAGAAGAUCGUCGUCAAAUAUCGUCGAUUAGUUGAAGUAAAAUACUAAUACUGUUAGAUCACGGCUCUGUAGUUUUGAUAUUAUGCGCUCUCAGGAAACCGAAGGUCCUGGUUCGGGUCCUGCGAACGGGAUUAUAGAUACACAUUGCUGAAAAGCACUCUACUAGGACGAUGCAGAAGUUCAAUGUUCCCAUGAUUUCAUUCGUGAUAUAACAUUGGUCAGUUCAUGAACUCGGUGAAAACUCAACUAUCUCUAUAAAACAAUACUGAUCAUAUCAUAAUUUCUUCUAACUACAUUUUUACAAAUUCUUAGUAUUCGUCUGUUGAUUCUUACGUAACUACUGUAUUACUGGCCUUUCAUGAUAAUAUUUUGUUGGUUCUCUUAAAGCAUUAUCCGGUGUAACAACUUUUUGAUUUUCUGAAUAAUUACUUUGAUUAUUAUAGACCUGUUUCUCUCAAUUACUCAGUAUUAUUAUGUAAACAAUGCAAUAUCAUGUUAUUAUUACGUAACCCAACUAAUUGACAAGUAUUAUUCCAUAGCUACAAAUCUGAUAUAUAUUUGUGUAGAGCCACAGAGUGCAAAUAUGUCAACUAAUACUGGUUGUAACUGAAUUAAAAUAUUAGCAACGGAAUUAUGCAAACAAUAACAAAUUGUAUAUUUCAGUGAAAUUUCAUACUGAUAUUACGCUUAAAAACAAAUCCAUUUAAGAAUAAAUAUGUUAUUAUUAGAGGUUCAUUAAGUUAAAACUAAUGAUCCACCAGUCAAUCGGAACCUCUACAAUAGCUGCCUUUCAUAUAAACGUCUAGAUUUUACCGAAUUUGCUAGUUAGCAUUAUUUUAGACUUUAUACCAUAGCAUUAAAUUUAACAUUUAUGGUUUUGAAUGAGUCACCGUUUGAAGUCUUACUGAAAAAGAAGUAGCUUAUUGAAAUGUAGAUUACAUAUUUGAACAUAGACGAGUUAUUACUGAACAUUAAAGAAACAAAGUUUAGAAUUGAAUUGAGAUAGUGACACACAUAUAUGAAGAAAUUCAAGUCCAUUUUUGUUACUUUAUUUAAAACAAGGCAAAUUGUAAUGCCGAAGAAAGCAAAUUAACAUAUGACAUUUAAUCAUGUGAAUUUGAAAUAAAUCAAUUGGAUCUUUAAAUUUAAAACCCACGCUAACUUUUUCAGUAGUAUUUUAGGAUCAAAUGAACACUUCUUCUGUUAAGCUACACAUAUGACUAACAGCACCAUACGUUCUAUUUCUUUCACUUAUCUUCAAAUGACUGAAUCCACAACCUCCAUUAAGAUUUCAAGGAGUCAUGGAGUAGGUGGGCUUGGAUCUAAUUGAUUACACUAAACUAGAGAAACCAUGUAAUAACCCUUUUAAUUUGACUUAUCAAGCUUAUCUAGGCAAAAUCUACAACUGUUUCAGCUCAGACAAACAAGUGAUCUUAAAGUAGUUUACUAAUAAUCAGUUCAUGAACUAAACGAUUUAAAAACUGUAUCUACAUGAGACCUGAUAAAGACUAUUUAUGAAGCUCAAAAUGGGUUUUGUAAGUUAGCACUGCUAAAUGCAGAUAUAUACGAUAUGAACGGUAAGGUCCUAUCUAAUUUUCAUUCAGUGGACUCAGAUAUCACUAUGAUAUGUCUUUCGCAGAACAAAUUUCAACAAGUUCUCAAUGACUUUUCACUUGUAUACUCACAUCUUUUAUGAAAAUAACGUUGCGAUCCUAGAAUACUCCACCUUAAUUCUGAGUAGUGUUUUCACCAGGUAUAAACUUCGAAACCUGUUUAACAGUGCUUUGCAGUCCGUUUCCAUUCGAAUCAUUUUACUUUAAACCAUAAAUUCAUUUAACAAAGACUUCAUGCUAUUAUAGAAGCUGAGUCUUAAAGUAAAUCUAACCUGUUUCUUUAAGAUUUUCAAUAAACUAUUUUUCAUUUACUGAUCCAAUUCAAUACAAUGAAACUUGAAGUUAUAACAUUCUUAACUUGAUAGGGUAUAGAACAUAUUUACAUCAACAAGUAUUAUUUAAAAAGGGCUAGUGAAAAUUUUCCUUUCGAAGAUGCCCUUGCGUUUCAAACCGCUCAGUAGUAAUGAAUCUUACCUCUCUGUUAUAAGAAACAGAUAUGCAUUGUAACACACAUAAUACACAUUCACUGAAGUGUUAAUAAUAUGCCCGCUGUAUCAGAUCAGUCUCACCAAUAUAUAUAUUCAACCAUUAUGAAAUGUUUCUCGUUCUUCUAUGAUCAUUAUCUAAAUUCAGAAACAUUACUCAAUUCCACUACGGUUUAUUCACUUCAUUCAUCUUAGAAUGUUUAAACUAAGAAACAAUUAAUUUCAUUGCUUUCAUUGAACGUAAAGCUGUAAUUAAAAAUGCUGAUAUGAGUAAUGAAAUGCAAGAGGAUGCAAUACAUAUAGCUGCUGGUGCAUUAGAUAAACAUGAUUUAGAAAAAGAUAUAGCUGCUAAUAUUAAAAAAGAAUUUGAUCGUAAAUAUAAUCCUACAUGGCAUUGUAUUGUUGGACGAAAUUUUGGAAGUUAUGUAACACAUGAAACACAUAAUUUUAUAUAUUUCUAUUUGGAUGAUCGAGCAUUCCUUCUAUUUAAAUCUGGAUAA
Molecule: messenger RNA, 3146 nt
Organism: Schistosoma mattheei
Lineage: Eukaryota; Metazoa; Platyhelminthes; Trematoda; Strigeidida; Schistosomatidae
Source: the annotation of a GenBank genome assembly